AUUAACAAAACAAAAUCAAAAAAGAAAGGUCUUAAGCUUGAUACCAUGGCACUUCCACCAAUUACAGUCUUUGCUUCAGAAGUGGCACAUCAGAGCGACUGGGAUGGUAUUGUUGCCUGCCAUCAAGGGUAUAUAACCUGCACGACCUGGAACUAUCAGAAAACUUCCAUGGGAGCUCAUAAACUAAGACCAGAAGAAUUUAGCAAACACAAACCUAUUGAUAUAUAUGCAACAGCAGUUGACAUUAGCUCAUGUGGGAACUUUGCAGUAAUUGGUUUGUCAACUGGACGGGUAGAUGUGUAUAACAUGCAGUCUGGCAUUCACAGAGGGUGUUAUGGCAAAGAAAGAGCGCAUGACGGGGCCAUUAGGGGGGUUGCAGUGGAUGGGUUAAACCAGCUGAUAAUCACAGCUGGUAGUGAAGGAUUAAUUAAAUUUUGGAAAUUCAAAACUAAAGAUCUAGUUUUCUCCACUGAGCUUUCUUCUCCACCAAGUGGAAUUCUGCUUCACAGAGACAGUGGUAUACUGGGAAUUGCCUUUGAUGACUUCAGUAUUAGUGUUUUGGAUAUAGAAACCAGGAAGAUUGUCAGGACAUUCUCAGGACACCAUGGAUGGAUUAAUGACAUGGCUUUCAGUCCUGAUGGUCGUUGGCUAAUAACUUCAUCAAUGGACUGUACCAUUAAGACUUGGGACCUUCCCUCUGGAUGCCUCAUAGAUUGUUUUUUGGUGGACUCUGCAGCUGUCAGCCUUACUAUGUCUCCUACGGGAGAUUUUCUAGCUUCAGCACAUGUGGAUGAUCUUGGAAUUUAUUUAUGGUCAAACCGUUCUCUCUAUUCACUUGUCUCUUUACGGCCCCUUCCAUCAGAUUAUGAACCUUCUGUGGUGACACGGCUUAGCACCUGCCCUGUGCAAGAUGUAGAUAUGGCAGGAGAUGAAGAAACAUGUGAUGAAAUGAUAGAAUAUGUCUCACCUGAGCAACUGGGAGAGCAGCUUGUGACCCUUUCCGCAUUACCAGAAUCAAGGUGGAAAAAUCUCCUCAGUCUUGAUGUUAUCAAGAAAAAAAAUAAACCAAGAGAGCCACCAAAAGUUCCCAAGUCAGCCCCUUUCUUCAUCCCAACAGUUCCUGGUCUCAUACCCCGAUACAUUGCUCCAGAAGAAGAAAAUGAUACACAGUCAAAGGUAGUAAAUCUUGGAAUACUGGCACAGAAGUCUGAUUUCUACAUUCAUCUUGAAGAAGCCUUGAGCACUAAUGAAUAUACAGCUCCACUUAAUUUACUGAAAAGCUUGGGCCCAUCUAAUAUUGAGAUAGAACUAAGGGGUUUGGCCCCUGAAGGUGGUGGCUCAAUGGAGGUGAUGCUAAGCUUUUUGAGAAUGAUUGGGAUGAUGCUGAACAAGAAGUACAACUUCGAACUUGCUCAGGCAUACCUUGCACUAUUUUUAAAGUUACAUCUUAAGAUUCUCUCAUCAGAACCAAAUCUAUUGGAAGAAGUAUCCAGGCUGUCAACACAACUCGAGGAAACUUGGAUUCAUUUGCAGACUCUUUUUAAUCAGAGUCUCUGUGUGUUAACGUAUAUGAAAAGUGCUUUGCUGUAAAAUACUCAAGGGUUUUGUCUGCAUAAAAUUCCACUCAGAGUAAUAGUAAAAUUCAUUACCAAAAAUACUGGAUUCUAAGAAUGAUACUGGGACUUCUGAUGCUCUAUUUUAUACAUCUGUGUAUGGCAAAGUGUUUUAAAA
Molecule: messenger RNA, 1731 nt
Organism: Antrostomus carolinensis (chuck-will's-widow)
Lineage: Eukaryota; Metazoa; Chordata; Aves; Caprimulgiformes; Caprimulgidae
Gene: WDR36
Product: WD repeat domain 36
Exons: 13
Coding region: 46-1590 (514 amino acids)
Biological process (GO): rRNA processing
Cellular component (GO): small-subunit processome; Pwp2p-containing subcomplex of 90S preribosome
Molecular function (GO): protein binding
Source: RefSeq, a predicted model, not a curated record